AUGGAUUCCAGCUCCCAGUUCAACUCUGGGGCUAGUACACCCAAGCAAUUCUACCACAACAACGGCUCAACAUGUUCUACCAAUGUUUGCACCGAGAAAAACAUUGACGGGAACACUAAGAUCCCCAUGAGCGAAGGCGAGCCAGAUGUACUCAACGAAGAUGUAAUGCAACUAGCUCGCCAACUCACAAGAAAGUCGACUGCAGCACCAGGAACUCUGUUUCCUCAAGCAGAUGGACCAUUGAACCCAAGCAGUCCAACCUUUAACGCCAAGAAAUGGGCAAAGGCAUUCUACGAGCUGAGGAUCGAUACCUCUGAAGGCAACCCACCGCGGACGACUGGUGUUGCCUUUCGGAACUUGAACGUAUUCGGUUUUGGUUCAGAUACAGAUUUCCAGAAGAGCGUCGGCAAUGUCUUUCUUGAAGCUGGAACUAUGGUCAAGAAACUGCUUCACGAUAAGCAAAGACGAGUUGACAUCUUACAGAACCUUGAGGGUGUUGUGCACAGUGGUGAGAUGUUAGCUGUGCUUGGUCCUCCUGGUUCGGGCUGUUCAACCUUUCUCAAGACUAUCGCCGGAGACACGCAUGGCUUCCAUAUUGACAACAUCUCUGAGAUCAACUACUCUGGUAUUCGUCCCGAAGAAAUGCGAACAGCGUUCCGUGGCGAGGCGAUAUAUACAGCCGAAGUCGAUCAUCACUUUGCCCACCUUACAGUAGGCGAUACGCUUUACUUUGCCGCUCGUGCGCGUUGUCCAAAGAAUAUCCCCGAAGGCAUUAGUCGACAUGAAUAUGCGGAGCAUCUACGAGAUGUUACCAUGGCCAUGUUUGGUAUCUCUCAUACUAAGAAUACGCGUGUGGGAGAUGACUUUGUGAGAGGCGUUAGUGGAGGUGAGAGGAAGCGUGUGACAAUUGCGGAGGCAGCUUUGAGCUAUUCACCGCUUCAAUGCUGGGAUAAUAGCACAAGAGGUCUUGACAGUGCUAAUGCGUUGGAGUUUUGUCGCACUUUGAGGACGCAGGCUGAUGUGAUGGGCUGUACUUCUGCUGUUGCCAUUUACCAAGCGUCUCAGGAUGCCUACGAAGUCUUUGACAAAGUGCUCGUAUUGUACCAAGGAAGACAGAUCUUCUUUGGCAGGACAGGAGAGGCAAAGGCAUACUUUGAAGGACUUGGCUUCGUCUGCCCUGAACAACAAACCACAGCCGACUUUCUCACUUCCAUGACAAGCCACCAAGAACGAAUCAUCCGAGAAGGCUUCCAGGGGAAAUCCCCCAGAUCGCCAGACGAAUUUGCACAAGCCUGGAAAGACAGUAUCCAUCGCCAAACCCUACUGACCGAAAUGGACGACUAUCUUCAACGACAUCCCUUCGGCGGCGAGCACUACGAAAAGUUUGUCGAUUCCAGGAAGCGAGAUCAGUCCAAGUCUCAGCGUGUCAAGUCACCAUUUACUCUAUCGUACAUGGAGCAGAUGAGACUCACCCUUGGACGAAGCUGGGUCAUGCUCAAAGCUGAUCCUAGCGUAACGGUCACUCUUUUGCUGUGCAAUCUGGUCGAGUCUCUUGUCAUUGGAAGUAUCUUUUACAACCUGCCUGAAAACACGGACGCGCUCAAUAAGCGUGGCUUGUUAAUCUUCUUUAUCCUUUUGAUGAAUGCAUACAACAAUAUCCUGGAGAUCAUGACGCUCUACGCUAAGCGCAACAUUGUCGAGAAACACGCCCGUUAUGCCCUGUAUCAUCCGAGCGCGGAGGCUCUUUCAUCGAUGGUGGUUGAUCUGCCUUACAAGAUCUUCAAUACCAUCAUGAUGAACACUACGAUGUACUUUAUGGGCAACCUGCGUCGAGAUCCUGGACACUUCUUCUUCUUCCUUUUGGUAUCCUUUGUUACGACCUUGAAUUUCUCUAUGCUUUUUCGACUCAUCGCAUCCCUCACCAAGACCAUCGCCGCGGCAUUGGCCCGAGCCUCCAUCAUGCUCCUUGUCAUCGCUCUUUAUACCGGCUAUGCCAUUCCACCGCAGUACAUGCCAGUUUGGAUCGGCUGGCUACGCUGGAUCAACCCUACCUACUAUGGUCUCGAAAGUCUCUUCAUCAACGAGUUUGGAGGAAGAAACUACCCUUGCUCCAACUUUGUACCCAGCGGUCCCGAAUAUUCUGACAUUUCGCGAUUCUCACAAGCAUGUGCCAUCCAAGGUUCCGUCCCAGGAGAGGACUUUGUUCGAGGGUCUGCCUACCUUUCUACAACGUACGGUUACCUCGACUCACACAAGUGGCGCAACUUUGCAGUUGUCAUUGCUUUCUCGAUUCUGUUUAUGGGUCUGCACUUGAUCGCUACCGAGACCAUUGCCUCUGAGCGUUCCAAGGGUGAAGUCCUCGUAUUUACGCGCAAGGAGAUGAAGAAGCACGCUGGAAAGCGUUCGAGUGACGAGGAAGCAGGCAGUGUUGGUGGUACCCAGAUUGCAAACAGUAUUAAGGCCAUUGAAGAGGUCACAGAUGUGGAGGAGCAGACUUCUGUGUUUCACUGGAAGAAUGUUUGCUAUGAUAUCAAGAUUAAGGGAGAGACGCGUCGUAUCUUGGACCAUGUUGAUGGUUGGGUAAAGCCGGGAACUCUAACUGCACUAAUGGGAUCUUCAGGCGCCGGCAAGACGACUUUGUUGGAUGUCCUCGCAAGUCGAGUCACUAUGGGCGUCGUAACAGGCGAGAUGCUUGUUGACGGAAAACUACGCGAUGAAUCCUUCCAACGAAAAACAGGCUACGUUCAACAGCAAGACUUGCAUGUCCACACCCAAACAGUCCGCGAAGCCCUCAACUUUAGCGCCCUUCUUCGACAGCCAGCCAAAUACACUCGCCAGGAGAAGCUCGACUAUGUGGACACUGUGAUUAGUCUUUUUGAUAUGGAAGAAUAUUCUGACGCUAUUAUCGGCGUGCCAGGCGAGGGUCUCAACGUGGAACAAAGAAAACGCCUAACGAUCGGCGUCGAAUUAGCUGCGCGACCACAAUUGUUAUUAUUCUUGGAUGAGCCUACAUCUGGACUGGAUAGUCAGACGUCUUGGUCUAUCUGCAACUUGAUGCAGAAGCUCACCAAUAAUGGACAGGCGAUUCUUUGCACCAUUCAUCAGCCUUCGGCCAUGCUAUUCCAGCGCUUCGAUCGUCUCCUGUUGCUGUCUCGUGGAAAGACCAUCUACUUCGGUGACAUUGGCAAAAACUCCAAGAUUUUGGUGGACUAUUUCGCUCGCAACGGCGGACCCAAGUGUCCAGCAGGAGUCAACCCGGCCGAGUACAUGCUUGAGGUUAUUGGUGCUGCCCCUGGCGCUCACACGGAGAUUGAUUGGCCUGAGGUUUGGAACAGUUCCCAAGAGCAUGAGCUUGUUCAACAGGAGCUCGAGAGACUAGCUGGGCAAGAAAACUUUGGCACUGAGCAGAAAGACGGAACGGAGUACAAUGAGUUUGCUGCUACGUCUUAUGCGCAGUACUCGCUGGUAACCAAGCGGUUGUUUCAGCAGUACUGGAGAAGUCCUGGAUAUAUCUACUCUAAGGUCAUCCUGUCUGCCGGUGCAUCGCUCUUUAUCGGACUUUCGUUUUUGAAUGGACAGAAUACCGAAAGAGGUCUUCAGAAUCAGAUGUUUGGCGUUCUCAUCUUCCUCACUAUCUUCACCCAAGUCGCCCAGCAGAUGCUCCCUGAUUACGUCGCUCAACGCACAAUGUACGAAGCUCGAGAACGCCCAUCAAAGACGUAUUCUUGGAAGGCCUUUAUGGUAUCUACUAUCUUGGUUGAAGCAGCAUGGAACUCGAUCAUGGCUGUGCUUUCAUUCAUCUGCUGGUAUUUCCCAACUGGACUAUAUCGCAAUGGCUACGUGACUGACGCAGCGGACUCUCGCAACGCGACUGUUUUUCUCUUUGUGUGGAUGUUUUUCAUGUUCACUAGCACCUUUGCACACAUGAUCAUUGCGGGCUUUGAGACUGCCGAAGUUGCGGGUGGACUUGUCACUUUGAUCAUGAUUAUGAUGUUUUCUUUCUGCGGUAUCCUUGCAACACCAGAAGAACUUCCUGGCUUCUGGAUCUUCAUGUACCGCGCUUCACCCUUCACCUACGUCGUCGAAGGUCUCAUGGGUACAUCAAUGGCCAAUGCAGAUGCAGGCUGCGAGCCCAACGAACUCAUCAACUUUAACGCACCCAAUGGUACAACGUGCGACGAUUACAUGAAGACCUACUUGUCUGAAGUUGGCGGAUACAUUGUUAGCGGUGCUGCGAGUGAGUGCCAGUACUGCACAAUCUCGGGCACGAACCGAUUCCUUGAGAGUAAGAGCAUGAGCUACGAUAAUCGCUGGAGAGACUUUGGACUUUUGUGGGUUUAUUGUGUGUUUAACAUUGCGGCGGCGUUUGGUAUCUACUGGAUGGUGAGGGUGCCCAAGAGUAAGAAGGGGAAAAAGGAUUAA
Fusarium venenatum is the source of this 4422-nucleotide messenger RNA. RefSeq names its product ABC-2 type transporter-domain-containing protein. The record is from RefSeq and is a predicted model, not a curated record. Gene Ontology annotation, cellular component: membrane. Lineage: Eukaryota; Fungi; Ascomycota; Sordariomycetes; Hypocreales; Nectriaceae. Gene Ontology annotation, molecular function: ABC-type transporter activity; ATP binding; ATP hydrolysis activity. Gene Ontology annotation, biological process: transmembrane transport.